Molecule: messenger RNA, 294 nt
Organism: Gryllus bimaculatus (two-spotted cricket)
Lineage: Eukaryota; Metazoa; Arthropoda; Insecta; Orthoptera; Gryllidae
Source: the annotation of a GenBank genome assembly
AGCGGGUCGCAGGUGAUCAAGAUGAAAGGCUACACGUCCUGGGCCAUUGCUCUCUCCGUGUCUGCCCUGGCGCGCUCCAUUCUCUUCCACAUGGGCCACACGUGCGCCGUCUCCACCGCAGCCAAGGUAGUGCAUAUAUCUUGCGUGCGGAUGGGAUAUGUGAUAUACGUCCCAGAAACUCGUUGCUCUAGUUCACCGCAUAAUGUUCCAGAACCGUCCUUCUCUGUCACGACCGAUGAACUGAAAUACAAAAUGCAAACUGAGGUCCAAUGUACUACAUUGCCGCUGGUCUAC